Xenia sp. Carnegie-2017 is the source of this 573-nucleotide messenger RNA. RefSeq lists its product as uncharacterized. Lineage: Eukaryota; Metazoa; Cnidaria; Anthozoa; Malacalcyonacea; Xeniidae. The transcript has a single exon. The record is from RefSeq and is a predicted model, not a curated record. The coding region runs from base 1 to 573 and encodes 190 amino acids.
AUGUUAGAACAGCUACUUCAAGAAUUGGCCGAUAUCCCUUAUUCACUGAUUAUAGAUGAAAGCACUGACAUUGGCAAUGAAAAACAACUGUGCAUUAUGGUUAAGUAUUACAGCGCAGCCAAACAACAGAUUCUCACAAGCUUCCUUGGACUUUUGUCUAUUGAAUCAGGAACGGCAGAGGCCAUUUUUCAAGCAAUAAUUGAAUUUUUGAGAGCAAAGGAACUUGAUAUCAAGCAGUGUAUAGGCUUGGCCACUGUUGGGUGCAACACAAUGUGUGGAAAGAACAAUUCUGUAAUCACAAAAUUUCGUGAACUAUGCCCUAACAUAAUACAUAUAAGACGCAUUUGUCAUUCUAUCCAACUUUGUUCCUCACAUGCUCUUAAAGUAAUGCCACGGAAUGUGGAGUUCAUGGUGUCAGAAACGUACAACUGGUUUUCUCAUAGCACUUCUAGGCAACGAAAGUAUCGCCAGAUCUAUUCAGCUAUCAACGCGGGGGAAGCACCUUUGAAGAUUUUAAAGCUCUCCGACACACGUUGGCUAUCUAUUUCUGCAUGUGUUGACCGAAUACUUUAA